This is a messenger RNA of Camellia sinensis, 1066 nucleotides long. Lineage: Eukaryota; Viridiplantae; Streptophyta; Magnoliopsida; Ericales; Theaceae. The record is from RefSeq and is a predicted model, not a curated record.
AGUGAGAUUCAAAAGGCAAAAGGAGAUAAAGUUUUGUGUAUUGGGCCACUAUCACUAUGCAAUAAAGACAACUUGGACAAGUCUCAAAGAGGAAACAAGCCAGCAAUCAACGAAAACCAGUGUUUAAUGUGGCUCGAUGAACAAGAGCCAGGCUCGGUGGUUUACGCAUGCCUUGGAAGCUUCGAUCGCCUCACAACUCCUCAGUUAAUCGAGCUUGCUUUAGGAUUGGAAGGAUCGAAACGCCCGUUUGUGUGGGUUAUAAAAGGCGGAAGAAAGGCAGGGGAGAUAGAGAAGUGGGUGGAAGAAAAUAGAUUCGAGGAAAGAACGAAAGGGAGAGGGCUUCUGAUUCGAGGCUGGGCACCGCAAGUACUCAUAUUGUGGCACCGGGCUGUGGGGGCGUUUUUGACACACUGCGGGUGGAAUUCGACACUGGAAGGGAUGUGUGCAGGUGUGCCGAUGCUAACGUGGCCAAUGUUCGCCGAGCAAUUUUUGAAUGAGAAGUUAGUUGUGCAGGUUUUGGACAUAGGAAUAAGUGUUGGGGCUCAGGGGGUUCGACCCUUAUUUGAGGAAGACAAAUGUAAGGAGUUGGUGGAGAGAGAGGCAAUUAAGGACGCAGUUGAGAAAGUAAUGGGUGAAAGAAUUCAUGGAGAAGAGAGAAGGAAAAGGGCAAGAGUACUUGGGGACAUGGCAAAAAAGGCAAUAGAAGAAGGAGGUUCUUCAUAUUUAAAUACGAGAUUGUUGAUUCAAGAUGUGAUGAAACUAGUUAACCACAAAGACUCAACCCAGAAACAUAGCAGGUCAAAAAAAAGUUUGUAGCUAAGCGAGGACCAUAAGUUGACGGAAAAUGUCAUGUAGCUUUAAUAAUUUAUAAUUUUUUUUUUAUUAAACUUCUUAUAUAAGUGUGGGAAUCAUAUAAAUCAAAUGUGUGUAAGCUUCACAUCCAUAUAAAGGGUUUUAGUAAAAAAGUUGACAAAUUAUUUGGAAUUCCUAGCAAAAUUCAUAAAUUAUUUGGAUCUACUUUAAUACAAUGAAGAACUCAACUACCAUUUUUUGGAGGCCAAACGCA